Molecule: messenger RNA, 1605 nt
Organism: Dovyalis caffra
Lineage: Eukaryota; Viridiplantae; Streptophyta; Magnoliopsida; Malpighiales; Salicaceae
Source: the annotation of a GenBank genome assembly
AUGGGAAGAAAAACCGAUCGACCACGGGGAAGGAAGGACAAGAAGGAGGCUCGAGUUUCUUGCCUCUUGCUCGAUCCGGUAGCGAGGUUUCAACGAGUUCUUUGUACGCGGCCGGUGCUGAAUAGCCUCUUCCCAAAGCCGAAAGAAAGUAUUUACAAGCAUCGGCGAGCAAGCCGAGCGAAAAGCCCCUGUUCCCCAUGGAAAGGUUCGAUAGCCAUUUCAAAGAUAGAUAGCUCGCUUCAAGAAGUAAGAUCAUAUCAUAAGGGGUAUGUUACGAGCAGAAGUUCUCUUGCUAGUGGAAGUAAGAGUAGCAAGUCGGGGUAUGCGGUAGCCGAAGAAGUUCAAGAUGCGGACCGGCCUCAAUCAUCUCAUUUGGGUAGUCGGGAUAGUGGGCUUUGGAAGCGAGGACGCCCUCCUCUUGAUGUUUGCUUUGUGAUCAUGAGGAAGAAUCGGUGGAACCCCUUCUAUUCCUUUUACCAUAUUUCCGAGCCAUAUGGCGCGUCGGUGGUUUCGGUUAUGUGCCAAAUGCGGUCCAUUUCCCAUGCUUUCUUGAAUGGCGGUCCUCGUGUGCGGCAACAAAUCCCGGAUUUUGCGGCUUCCAUGCGCACGAAGUCUUCCUCGGGAAUGGCUUACCUUAGAAUUAAAAAUGGAGUCCCGCGCGCUCGCUUAAAUGGGGGCUCUUGCCAGGGUCCUUUCGGUGCGAAAGAUCAAACCCUACGCCCAGCUGCCCUUGUUCCGAGAUCUCACUUCAUUCACGUAUCCGCCUCCUUUGUUUCGGAGCUAGCGAAGGAGGUGACUCGACCUGUAGACGACAAGGACACUUAUCGAAUGCGAAAAGGUAAGUCGAAGGGUAUUCCACAAGGGUAUUCUCUGGACAAGAGGAACCGGAUAAAGAGUAAGAGGCUGUUGCCCCAUGACCAACUCGAAGGGGCUGAAGUUCGAGGCAGAGCUUUUUGGUUGUUAAGUUAUAGCAGCACUGAGCAACAUCCAACAACUCCAGUCCUUCUGGUCAUCAAAGAGAGUCCAGUUGCCUCCGAGAAGUGCCUAGGAGAAGGUCUCGGACUCUCCAAGAUAGGAACCUUGAAGCCCCUUCAUGGGCGAUAUGCUAAUACUGGGGUGGAAGAUCUCGACGGAACUCAAUCCAACCACAAAAAAGAGUAUCCGAUUUUGAUUCAAAUCCUGAGUCGAUGGAUGGGAAGCAUGGGCCAAGACAAGGAGAAGCUCCGUACCCACCAAAGCAAACGAAAACGCUUGCUUGAGACCUUUUAUGCCUUGGGGUGGUGCCCAUUCUCUCUCUUAAGUGAUUCCACGUCAGAGCUUGAUCCGCUACCGAUCAGGAAGUGCGUUCGGCACUCUAAUGCAUUUGUGCCUGACCCUUGCAAUUCACUUUCAAAGGACAGAACAACAAGUGCGGAAUCCCAUCCUGCUGCAGGGAUUGGAAAUUGCGGAAUAUCAGGAUUUAGGCUCUUGCAAAGAAGGCAAUUCAUUCGUAGUAGGAUAUUGAAACCUCAAACCCUCUCUGUCAACAACAUCGAAAAGAUUAGGACGAAGGAGCUCGAGCUCUCUUCCAUAUUCAAUUCUCGGAAGAAGAUUCUCAGAAGCUGA